AGCAGGAGACAUUAUGAUUCGGAACAUCCAGCUGAGGCAUGCUGGGAAGUACACGUGCGCCGUGCAAACGAAGGUGGACAGUAUUUCCAUCGCCGUUGACUUGGUCGUCAGAGGUCCCCCGGGGCCUCCCACCAGCAUCCAAGUAGAAGAAAUCAGCGAUACCACAGCCUCUCUGUCCUGGAGGCUUGGUCCUGAUAAUCACAGUCCAAUUACGGCAUAUACAAUCCAGGCCAGGACACCAUUUUCCCUCGGGUGGCAGGCUGUCACCACAGAGGUGGUGGGGGGCAACCGGCUGACAGCUACAGUAAUAGACCUGAGCCCUUGGGUGGAGUAUGAGUUUCGAGUUCUGGCAAGCAACACCAUCGGGACAGGCGAGCCCAGCAAGCCAUCCAAACAAGCCAGGACGAAGGGGACCUCUCCGAAGGUCACAUCGGCUAAUGUGAGCGGAGGCGGUGGCAGUCGCUCCGAAUUAGUCAUCACAUGGGAGCCUGUUCCGGAGGAGCUGCAGAACGGCCCAGGGUUCGGCUAUGUAGUUGCUUUCCGACCCCACGGUGCAACGGGAUGGAUGCAGGCGGCCGUACCGUCGGCCGAGGCGUCCAGAUACGUCUUUAAAAACGAGAGCAUCCAGCCCUUCUCGCCUUUCCAUGUUAAGGUCGGGGUUUACAACAACGAGGGGGAAGGUCCCUUUGGACCCGUUACCACUAUCUACUCUGCUGAAGAAGAGCCUGGCCGCGCGCCCACCAGAGUUCGUGCCAAGAGCCUCUCCGCGUCCGAAAUUGAAGUUACGUGGAAAGCUCUGCCCUGGAAUGCCAGCAAGAAGAGAGUGCUGGGCUACGAGCUGAGGUACUGGAAUAGAAGUGAAAGGGAAGACACAGCCGGCGUGCAAAGGACAGUGGGAAAUCAAACCUCUACUAUUAUCCACGGGGUGAAAGGCAGCACCACUUAUUACAUCUCAGUGAGGGCGUAUAACACGGCUGGAACAGGGCCUCCCAGCGCUUCUGUCAAUGUUACCACUAAAAAACCACCACCCAGUCAGCCACCAGGUAAAGUCAUGUGGAGCACAUUAAACUCCAAGAUUAUAUUGAACUGGGAGCAGGUCAGAGCCCUGGAGAAUGAGUCAGAGGUCACUGGUUACAAAGUGCUCUACAAGAAGAACCGGCACAGCCGCCCCAGUGUCAUGGAAACCAAUACCACGUCCGUGGAGCUCGCCCUGCCCACUGAUGAGGAUUAUAUCGUCCAGAUAAAACCAUUUGGAGAGGGAGGGGAAGGCAGCAGUAGCAGGCAGAUCACCAUCCCAAGGAUACCAGGCCCCAACGCAGUCGGCUCAGCGUCCAAGGUCUCCACUUUGUCAGCGCUCAGCACAAUAGCACUGUCUUUCACAGCUCGGACAUCUUUAUGACAAACGGCUGCCAGCAGGCGUUGCUUCUGAUGCGGAGACAGCUCCUCAGCGGAAUGCACACACGGCCCCACUCUGGUGUGACUGGAUCCAUUCAUUUAGAUUUUAGAUGCUGAUGAUAAAAAAAAGUAAAAGAAAAAAUAUGAGAAAAAAAAAGUUGCCGUUGAGAUGUCAGGGAAGGAGUCCCCUUCAGCAGCCAGGCUAAGUAAAGAUAAUCGGCCCAUGUUGUGACUAUGUUGUUACCAAAGCAGCUUUCAUAAGGAAAAAGGUAAAAAGAAAAAAUGUCUUAUAUGCAUCUUUUUGUAUGACAUGUUGAGCUUUUAUAGAUUUUGUUUUUCUUUAUACAUUAUAAGUCAGUCUGGGCCCACGGGACGAGGACAGUUAGGCGUUAGGCGCACUUUUCCAAUCGGGAGCUUAAGAAUGUGAUUUGACAGUGAAUCUUUUGUCUACCACAGUGAGUUUAGACUUGUACCUUUGGUUGUAAAAGACCAGAGUAGUUUUCUCUGUUUUUUGUUUUUCAGGUUACACGUCUGCAUUUCUGUUCCUGCAAUAUCUCACUCAAAGGACUGCACUGACAUGUCGAGGGUUUGUCAUCAUCGCUUGUCUCAUGUGAAAAGAGGAUAAGCAUCUAAAUUCAUGUCUCCAGACAGACCAUGCUAAUGUUAGUCAGACAGCCUAAGUGUCCGGGAAGGUUUGUUUUCCCUUUUAUGUGUCGUGGAUCUACAGAAAAUGCAGCAAAAAAACAAUAUUUGUCUGUUUUGAUAAUGUCUAUGCGUUAGGAUGACAUAUAUUUGGCGCCAGUACUCUGGGGUAAGUUGAGGAAGUCAUCCCCAAAAAGUUGAAGAAGUCCUGAAAGCCACUAAUGCGUUGGCCACCAACCUUUUAACCAGAAAUAGCACCAUGUCGAUGGAGAGCGUCUCCCCCUUGGUUCCUCUACCUUAGCCGUGGAAGUGCACUAGUGGCCGCACGGACCCUCAUGGCCGCAUCAUGCUCCUCAUUCUCUUCGGUUAGCCCUGCGUCUAGAGCUAUUCUUUGCCUUCUGUGUGCCUCAUCAUAUGUUCAAAAUCCUCAGGUCCUUCAAGAGCCUUAACUUAUCAUAUGUAAAUCAAAAAACAUUUGAAGCAUAGACUUAUGAAGCAGCCACUGUGAUGUUUACAUGCUGCUGUGUCGAUAGAAUCUGUCCGUGGUCAGGCUUGGGUGGGAGGGGGUGUGUGGGGGGGGGCAUCCUUAAAUUGGUCUUAAUGGCGCUCUGCUGUUUCGCAUGGGAAGUUGAUGAUAUAUGAGGCCUGGAGCAUUUUUAUAGGUGUGUGUUCUUAAUAAAAAGACAAUGCUGCUGAUCUUUUUUCCUUUAUCCAUAAUGUCCUGAUGCCAUGUGGGACUGCUGUAGUAGUUUGUAGUACUUUGAAGGGAAGUGUACUGUAGGCUACUGGGUCUUGCUUGGAAUCAUGCAUCAAGAAGCGUGUAAUAUACUGUUUUGUACACUUCAAAUCAUUUAUAUAAAAGAACCUUUCUAAAGAGAUGAUUUACUUGGUUUUUAUGUAACAACUCUUGUUUCAUACAGUAGCUGUAACUGUUGCUCAGCAUGACUGUACUUUCCCUCUCUCCUCUGUCCAUCAUGCAAACCAACUGAAUGGCUUCGGGAACAUGCCAGGUCCAUAAAUCCGAUCUGUGUAUACUGUGUGUGCACCAUGAAACGGACCCAUAGUCAGCCCCGUGUCUUUGCUUCUGUCUCAGUCAGCCCCUCUCAGAUGCACUAGGCCUACUGUCCAUAUAUGCUCUUCAUGAGGGUCUCCUCUGUUGCUGUUUGUUGUUUAUACUGUGUUAAUAAAGAUUAUUGAUUUAUACAAACGACGCAGAGCUCUGCUGGUCCUUCUCAGCACAUGUACGUCUUGUGUAGCAUUCCAAAUACACUCAUUGGCCACUUUAUUAGGUACAGGCAAUAUUUCCAAAAUUUGGAUUUCAACAUCACUUCAAAGCAUCACUGGAAGAGUUGUCCAGAUUUCUGGCCACUUCUGGUUCAAGCUCCAAUAUCCCCCAAGCUUACAUUUCCCAUUAUUCAAUU
Platichthys flesus (European flounder) is the source of this 3458-nucleotide messenger RNA. Its product is annotated as contactin-4-like. Gene Ontology annotation, molecular function: cell-cell adhesion mediator activity. The record is from RefSeq and is a predicted model, not a curated record. The transcript is spliced from 10 exons. NCBI's taxonomy places the organism in Eukaryota, Metazoa, Chordata, Actinopteri, Pleuronectiformes, Pleuronectidae. Gene Ontology annotation, biological process: cell-cell adhesion; brain development. The coding region runs from base 14 to 1399 and encodes 461 amino acids.